Messenger RNA from Parnassius apollo (apollo), 750 nucleotides. The record is from the annotation of a GenBank genome assembly. Lineage: Eukaryota; Metazoa; Arthropoda; Insecta; Lepidoptera; Papilionidae.
AUGUCGCGUAAUAUUUUAGACGAUCACAGAAUUCAAGAAAUUCUAGAGGAAGAUGGUAUUGAAGGAGAAGUCUCUUCAGAAAUUGAAGAUAACUUAGAGAUCGACGAUGACGACUCAAAUUCCAGUCAAAGCGGCGAUGAUGAUAAUUCUGAGGCCGAAGAUUUUUCAGCAGGUAAUAUUUCUGCCGAAAUGUUACACAGAAGACCUGAUCUCAGUGAUGUGCCUCUGAGUUAUAUCCGUCAAGGAUACUAUGUGGGUAGAAAUGGCUCCACUAACUGGAGUAUUGAGGAACCCCCUAGAAAUGUUCGUACUCGUAGCCACAACAUUAUAUUUCAUGCGCCGGGACUGAUUAAUGAGGCAAAAGAUGCACUUACGCCUUUGGACUGCUGUAGUUUUAUGUUCUCUGACAGUCUUUUAGACACGGUUGUGACAUAUACCAAUAUGUAUAUUGACAGUAUCCACGAUAACUUCCAAAGAAAAAGAGACUGCUUACAUACGGAUUUGUCAGAAUUGAAGGCUCUACUUGGGCUUCAUUAUUACUGUGGAAAACUUCGUGGAGCGCAUUUGAACACCAUGGAUUUUUGGGCAAUUGUCGGCACUGGAUCAGACGUGUGCAUAGCUACCAUGUCACGACAAAGAUUUAAUUUUUUACUUCGUUGCCUUAGGUUUGAUGAUCCAAAUAUACGCGAACAGAGGAGACAAAAUGAUAAACUGGCUGCAAUUAGAGAUUUAUUUACCAAAUUCGUUUAA